Molecule: messenger RNA, 1960 nt
Organism: Ilex paraguariensis (yerba mate)
Lineage: Eukaryota; Viridiplantae; Streptophyta; Magnoliopsida; Aquifoliales; Aquifoliaceae
Source: the annotation of a GenBank genome assembly
AUGGCCUCCCCACUUUUCACUACUUCCUACUCUUCUUACAAAAGUCCACAUUACAUUCAUUGUUCUUGUCUCUCCAGCCACCCAUUCGGGCAAAAGACUCGCCUCUCAUUCCCUCUCUCCUCCAAACCCAACUCCAAAAGACUCAUCAAGUUUUCUGUCAAAGCUGAGCAAGAAAAUGAACCCUUAUCUUCCCCUUCUGUUGCUGUAAUUUCAGAGAAACCCCAAAACGAGGACACCCAGAAGAAAGAUUUGUCUGUAGAAGGUGAAUUGAGUACUGAUUCAGAGUCCCAGGAUAAAGAGCAACUGCAAGAACUGGAUUGGAAAACAGAUGAGGAGUUCAAGAAAUUCAUGGGGAAUCCUUCGAUUGAGGCAGCAAUAAAGCUUGAAAAGAAGAGGGCUGAUAGGAAGCUCAAAGAGCUUGAUAGAGAAAGAAGUGAUAACCCAAUUGUGGGGUUCUUUAAUUGGGUGGUUCGUGACAAUUUGUCUAGAGAGAAAGAGAGAUUGGAGAAAGCAGAGGAGACUUUCAAGGCUCUUGAUCUUAACAAGUUAAAGAGCUGUUUUGGGUUUGAUACAUUUUUUGCGACCGAUGUCAGGAGAUUUGGAGAUGGGGGAAUUUUUAUUGGGAAUUUGAGGAAACCCAUUGAAGAGGCAAUACCCAAAUUGGAGAACAAGCUAUCAGAAUCAGCAGGAAGGGAGGUGGUAGUGUGGUUGAUGGAGGAAAAAAAUAAUGACAUUACAAAACAGGUUUGUAUGGUGCAACCAAAAGCAGAGAUGGAUCUCCAGUUCGAGUUAACCAAGCUAAGCACUCCUUGGGGCUAUACUAGUGCAGUCUUGUUAUGUAUUACAACAUUUGGGACGAUUGCUUUGAUGAGUGGCUUCUUCCUCAAGCCUGAUGCCACAUUUGAUGACUACAUAGCUGAUGUUGUGCCUCUCUUUGGCGGCUUCCUAACCAUUUUGGGAGUUUCUGAGAUAGCGACAAGGGUAACAGCAUCUCGUUAUGGUGUUAAGCUCAGUCCAUCCUUUCUUGUUCCCUCCAAUUGGACUGGGUGCUUGGGAGUGAUGAAUAACUAUGAGUCUCUGCUGCCAAAUAAGAAGGCUCUUUUUGACAUUCCUGUUGCCCGUACAGCAAGUGCGUAUUUGACAUCACUAGUACUUGCAGUUGCUGCUUUUGUUGCUGAUGGCAGCUUCAAUGGGGGUGACAAUGCAUUGUAUAUAAGGCCUCAAUUCUUUUACAAUAAUCCUCUACUGUCUUUUAUCCAAUUUGUUAUCGGGCCAUACACGGAUGAUCUUGGGAAUGUGUUGCCAUAUGCGGUUGAAGGCGUGGGAGUACCUGUUGAUCCCCUUGCUUUUGCUGGACUGUUAGGAAUGGUGGUGACUUCUUUGAACUUGCUGCCAUGUGGUAGACUUGAAGGAGGCCGCAUUGCACAAGCUAUGUUCGGUAGGAGCACUGCUACUUUGUUAUCGUUUGCCACUUCACUACUCCUAGGCAUUGGUGGUUUGAGUGGAAGCGUUCUCUGUUUGGCAUGGGGACUUUUUGCAACCUUCUUUCGAGGUGGAGAAGAAGUACCUGCAAAAGAUGAGAUCACCCCAUUGGGAGAUGACAGGUAUGCUUGGGGUAUUGUGCUCUUCCUCAUAUGUUUCCUUACUCUAUUUCCAAAUGGAGGAGGAACAUUCUCCAGCCCUUUUUUCAGUGACCCAUAUUUCAGGGGCGAUUUGUAAAUAGAGUUGAGGCAUUGCUCUAUGUAUAAUCUCUUCUAUGCUUCAGUGAAUUGAUGGCUGUAAUUUUUAGUUCUAAUCAAUACAAGAAAAUGAAAAGAAAAGUUAUAGAAAAGGAGAAUAGUAGAGUUCCAUUUGCAAGUUUCUGUACGGAAAUGUAGGCUUUUGUUGGAUCAUAGUUUCAGCUGAUUCUAUAGGCAAGUGGGGGAGUUCUUACCUUGUUUCGGUGAAGACGCAAUCUGAC